Molecule: messenger RNA, 1128 nt
Organism: Cavenderia fasciculata
Lineage: Eukaryota; Evosea; Eumycetozoa; Acytosteliales; Cavenderiaceae
Product: Putative RNaseIII
Exons: 2
Coding region: 1-1128 (375 amino acids)
Biological process (GO): tRNA N1-guanine methylation
Cellular component (GO): nucleus
Molecular function (GO): tRNA binding
Source: RefSeq, a predicted model, not a curated record
AUGAAUACAGAUAAUAACAUUGUCGUUACAGCUACUUCUGCUGCUGCUGCUACUGCUGUUGCUGUUGUUGAUACUCAAGAAAAGACAAAUCCAGUACUAGAACAACAAACAACAACAAAUACAGAAACAAAUAAUACUACUGAUGGUGAUACAACAGUUACAACAUCUACAACAUCUACAACAACCGAAGGAGUAGAGGGAGUUGCAGUUGUAGUCGAAUUAACAAAGAGUCAAAAAAAGAAACAAGUAAGACAAGAAAGAUGGAAUGCAGUCAAAGAUUUAAAGAAAGCACAUGAAAGAGAAAAGACAAAAGAAAAGAGAAAGAGAAAGAAACAAUCAAUGUCAUCAGAAGAGAGAUUAGAGUUGAAUAGAGUAAAGAUGCAAAAAAAAAGAGACCCAUCUGAAAUUGAUUGGUGGGGCAACAUCAUAUUUGACUUUCAACAUGCCUCUUUGAUGGGACAACGUGAAAUCAAGAGUCUUAUCACUCAAAUAUCCUUUGCCUAUGGUAAUACACUUAGAUUGGAACGACCACUCUUUAUGGACUUUUGUUCGUUCACGGGACCCGUCAAAGAAUCUUUUGAAGCAUUGCAAGGAUACAUUAAUUGGAAGGUUGGUCGACACGAACAAAGUUACAUGGAUCUAUACAAAAAAGAAGAAUUGGUCUAUCUCACCGCCGAAUCACCAAACAUCAUCAAGGAAUUAGAUCCAACCAAGAAAUAUAUUAUCGGUGCUCUCGUAGAUCACAAUCGUUAUAAAGGUCUAACUUAUAACACUGCCUUGGAACAAGGUAUAGAAACUGCUCAAUUACCAAUCUCUGAAUUUAUUCAAUUAUCUUCAAGAAAGGUUUUGGCUGUUAAUCAUGUAUUUGAUAUUUUAUUAAAACAAACUGUAAAUAAUGAUUGGAAGAAAUCAUUUGAAGAAGUUAUUCCAUCUAGAAAGGUAGCAAAGGAAGGUGAAGAAGAUGGUGAAGAAGGUGAAGAUCAAAGUGGUCAAGAUGGAGAAGAACAAGAUAGUAAUAAUAUUAAUAAUAAGGAAAAAGAAAUAGAAAUAGAAUCAAAUACUAAUACAAAUAAUGGAAAAGACGAAAAUACUACUACAGACAGUUUAACAACUAAAUCAAUAGAAUAA